AUGCCCAGGCUACCGUCGAAGGUGCAUCUCACCUCACACCCCAUCUACCUGGAUAUCCGUGGGCCCUCGGUGUAUGAGGAUGACAAGCAUCGCACAUGGCUGCAUCUCGUCAUGGAGACAGGAGGUGUCCUGCAAGUACGGUUGUGCCAGGUAAACAUCGUCAGUGGGUAUAUCCCACUCACCACCAGCCCGCUGACCUCGAGCACCAUGCCUUUGAUGUGGACGAUCCAACCUGGCAACAAGUACCUGGACUCCAUGGGCCGGUUCUGGCGCAUUGUGCACCACGUCAAGGAGAAUGGUGUGGAGAAAAUGACCCUUGAGCUGAAGGAAGACUCGUAG
Molecule: messenger RNA, 339 nt
Organism: Myotis daubentonii (Daubenton's bat)
Lineage: Eukaryota; Metazoa; Chordata; Mammalia; Chiroptera; Vespertilionidae
Product: protein p13 MTCP-1-like
Molecular function (GO): protein serine/threonine kinase activator activity
Source: RefSeq, a predicted model, not a curated record